AGUGAGGCGCGCUCGGGCCGCCCGCCCCCCUCCCCCGGCGCUGUGGCUGUCGCCGUCGCUAUGGAGUAGCUGGAGCGGGACGGGGUCGAGCCGCGGCCGGAGCCGGAGCCGGCGUGACAGGCGGCCCGCCAGGCCCACAGGUUGACGGUCAGCCGGGCGCUGCGCCCGCAGCUUCCCGCAGGCUCAGGAUAACACGUUGGUGCAGAGCCGAGACAAUGGAGUCCAUGCUGAAUAAAUUGAAGAGCACCGUGACGAAGGUGACGGCGGAUGUCACCAGCGCCGUCAUGGGAAAUCCUGUUACCAGGGAAUUUGAUGUUGGCCGACACAUUGCCAGUGGUGGUAAUGGUCUUGCUUGGAAGAUAUUUAAUGGGACCAAAAAAUCAACCAAACAGGAAGUGGCUGUUUUUGUUUUUGAUAAGAAGCUAAUAGACAAGUAUCAAAAAUUUGAAAAGGAUCAGAUUCUUGAUUCUUUAAAACGAGGUGUUCAACAGCUCACCAGGCUUCGACACCCUCGACUACUUACUGUUCAACAUCCAUUGGAAGAAUCCAGGGAUUGUUUGGCAUUUUGUACAGAACCAGUCUGUGCAAGUUUAGCUAAUGUUCUUGGGAGCUGGGACAACUUACCUUCUCCUUUGCCAUCUGACAUGAAAGAUUACAAACUCUAUGAUGUGGAGACCAAAUACGGUUUGCUUCAGGUUUCUGAAGGCUUGUCGUUUUUGCAUAGCAGUGUGAAAAUGGUCCAUGGAAAUAUUACUCCUGAAAACAUAAUUUUGAAUAAGAGUGGAGCAUGGAAAAUUAUGGGCUUUGAUUUUUGCAUCCAGUCAACAAAUCCAUCUGAACAGGAGCCAAAGUUUCCUUGUAAGGAAUGGGAUCCAAACUUGCCAUCCUUAUGUCUUCCAAAUCCUGAAUAUCUGGCCCCAGAAUAUAUUCUCUCUGUCAGCUGUGAGACAGCCAGUGAUAUGUACUCCCUAGGAGCUGUUAUGUAUGCAGUGUUUAAUAAAGGAAAACCAAUUUUUGAGGUCAACAAGCAGGAUAUUUAUAAAAGCUUUAGCAGGCAGCUGGAUCAGCUGAGCCGUUUAAGCUCCAGUACUCUUCAGAAUAUCCCAGAGGAAGUGCGUGAACAUGUAAAGCUACUCUUAAAUGUAGCUCCAGCGGUCAGACCAGACGCAGAUCAAAUGACUAAGAUACCAUUCUUCGAUGAUGUAGGGGCAGUGACUCUUCAAUAUUUUGAUUCAUUAUUUCAAAGGGAUAACCUUCAGAAAUCACAGUUUUUUAAAGGUUUACCAAAGGUUCUUCCAAAACUACCUAAGCGUGUUAUAAUUCAGCGAAUUUUGCCUUGCUUGACAUCUGAAUUUGUGAAUCCUGAUAUGGUACCCUUUGUCUUGCCUAAUGUUCUCCUGAUUGCUGAGGAAUGCACCAAAGAGGAAUACAUCAGGCUCAUUCUGCCUGAUCUUGGUCCUGUUUUUAAACAGCAAGAACCAAUCCAGAUACUGUUGAUCUUCCUGCAAAAAAUGGACUUGCUUCUAACCAAAACUCCACAAGAUGAAAUAAAGAACAGUGUUCUACCAAUGGUUUAUAGAGCUUUGGAAGCACCUUCAAUUCAGAUCCAGGAGCUUUGCCUAAACAUAAUUCCCACAUUUGCCAAUUUAAUAGAUUACCCAUCAAUGAAAAAUUCAUUAAUACCAAGAAUUAAAAACGCAUGUUUGCAAACUUCUUCUCUUGCUGUCCGAGUAAACUCACUAGUGUGCUUAGGCAAGAUUUUGGAGUACUUAGAUAAAUGGUUUGUGCUUGAUGAUAUUUUACCUUUCCUACAACAAAUUCCAUCGAAGGAACCUGCAGUGCUAAUGGGAAUUUUAGGUAUUUACAAGUGUACAUUUACUCACAAGAAGUUGGGAAUCACCAAAGAACAGCUUGCAGGAAGGGUACUGCCCCAUCUGAUUCCUCUUAGUAUUGAGAACAAUCUUAAUCUCAAUCAGUUCAAUUCUUUUAUUUGUGUUAUAAAAGAUAUGCUUAAUAGAUUGGAGGCAGAGCAUAAAACAAAACUUGAGCAACUUCAUGUCAUGCAAGAGCAACAGAAAUCUCUGGAUAUAGCUAAUCAAAUGAAUGUGUCUGAAGAGGCAAGAUCUAGUAGUACAAGUAAUCAGCUUGACAAGGUAUUUAAUACGAGUGGAGCUGACCUUCUAACUAGUGGAUCAGAUAGUAAAGAGAAUGAGGUGUCAUCAAUACAGAGAAAGGCAUCACUUACACUUGAAGAGAAGCAGAAGUUAGCUAAAGAACAAGAACAGGCACAGAAACUGAAAAGCCAGCAACCUCUUAAGCCACAACCAACUGCAGUAACACCUCCAGUGAAGCAGACAAAAGACUUGACAGACACCUUGAUAGAUAAUAUAUCAUCGUUGAGUAGCCAUCCUAUCAACAAAGCUAAAGCUGCAUCUUCAAACAGCUUCUCUUCUGUCCCUUCUAUGGGUGUUGGAAUGGGAUUUGCAUCACCUGUUGACAACACAAAGAGAAACAUCACAAAUGGACUAAAUCCUAACAUGGGUUUUCAGACUGCGGGAUUCAGCAUGGGAGCUGCUCCCCCCACUCAGAAUUUCUUCAGUGGUCCAAGUGCAACAGGAACAACCAAGAUGAACAUUGUACCAGCUGCCAGUAUGCCAAAUUACAUUCCUAUGAAUGCUGCACCUCCAGUGUCUCCACUGGCACAACAAAACAGACCCCCAGAUAUGUCUGCUCUAGAUAAUCUUUUUGGUCCUCAAAAACCCAAAGUUAGUAUGAAGCAGUUGGCUCAGCAGAAAUCAAGCCAGUGGGUUAAUCAGUUUGUACCCCCACAAGGGUCCCCAAGUGCAAGCAGCUCAGUCCUGGGACCUCAGAUGAACAUGAUAGGACAGCCUGGAUUUGGUAUACAGGGUAAUCCUUUCUUUGCUCCUCAGAACUUUGCACAACCAGCAAACACAAUGACAAACAGCAGCUCAGCUAGUAAUGACCUAAAAGAUCUUUUUGGGUAAAAUGUGUUGUUUUCGUCUUUCAAAGACUGAGAAAAUUUGGAUCAUGGGUAAGCUGAUUAACAUCUUUUUGAUUAGUAAAAGCAUGACUUGGGGAAACUUUCAACCCAGCAAAGUAAAGACUUUUGCACUGGAAAAAAAGACUGAUUUUACAUUUGCCUGGUACUGCAGUGGAAUUGUCUAAGUGCAAAGUCUUCUUAAAUGCUAAAGAUUUCCUGUCUCUUUACUGAACAUCAGAGCACUGAAGGUAGGAUGCAUCUAUUCAACUAAAAAAGAAUCCUACGAAAGUUCCUACAAAAUUUUGCUUCUUAAGUUUAACAAAAAUGCCUGGGGGGGAUUAAUACUGGGUUAACACAAUCCUGCAGCCCAGUCCUUUCAGUGCCUGAUAAAUUCUUAUUGAUGGUUUGUGUUGCCUGGAUUUGGCCCAAGCUGUCAUUUUCCCAUAUUGACAGUUUGUAAAAUAAAUUCCUACACUGCCUCAUAAAGUUAUGUUGCAUAGAAAAAUCUCUAACUGGUAAGUAUGCAAGAGGCUGAGAAAAUAUUUUCUAUUUUUUCUCUUAUGAGAUAAAAAAAAUUAAUUUGGUAGUAAACAGGAAGACUGAGGAGGCAUAAGUUGGCUUAAAAUUUUGUGCAAGUUUGGGGCUGAGUAAGAGCACUGCUCCCAUGGUCAUGCUAUCUGGGAACAUGUUUUAUAAUGCCAGAUGCUUGUUACCAUCCACAUAGGAAAAAGAACAUACCACUUUUAAAAUACAUGUGGUAACUUGAUCACAUUUUUUAUUUAUUCCAGUGUUUUGGCUACUGUGACACUGCUUUUAACUGGUGUGAGGGAAGGAAAAAAAAAAAAAAAAGAGUAUGAGUAGGUAUGGAACCUCCCAGAGAGAAUGUACUCAAAAUUCAUAUGCUGAGUGCCCCAGCUGAACACACACACUAGUUACACAGAAAUAUCUUGAAUUAAUUCAUAAAUUUUGGCUCCGUUGGGAAGAUGGAAAGGGAUUGCCUGGUACAAGUUGCACAUGGUUGUGUAAAAAAGCAGACUGCCAUAAAUGGCCUUGACUAGAAUAAACAAUUUCAUUUUAAUUCUGUUUUAACUUAAGUCCCUGUGAAGGAUAGAUCAAUACUGAGCAAGUUCUCAAAUAUGGAUUUGUAAGCUCUAGAAUAUAUAGUAAAUACACAGGUAUUUCAGAUCCUUUUUAUUGUAUUACUCCAGAUUUAAUAAAGCUGUCCAAAGAAAACAAAAAAGUAGUUUCUUCUACUUCCCAGAAGGUGUAUGUUCAGCUUGCCCAUGAUGGAAUCUGUGCUCUGUCAGAUACUGCUGUUGGGCUUUAACUUUUUCUUUCCUAGGAAUUUCAGGAGCUUUCUUAUACAAUAUUUUGAAAAGUAGAGCUGGCUAUUUUGAGCAGGAAAGAACUAGUUGCCUUUUUUAUGGAAAGCCAACAUGCUUUAUUUUUCAAAGCCUUUCACUAAAGAAAUUGUUCUUUCAUUUGCUGCUUAAGAAACCAAAGGGCCUUAUGCUGUAAAUGUAACUUGUAUUUUGUUAUAUUUCCACAGUUCUAAGCAGUAAUGGCAUUAAGCAUAUUUCUUAAAGAAUCGUUUAUGUAUUCUAGCUGCUGCCUUAGUCCUGUCAUUUUAAAAACCAGGGACCAGUGAAAUUGUGGUUUAGAAAACAAUAUCUAACACAUUGUGAAGCAUAUGUACUGUUAUUAGUCAUGGUAAACUUUGUAGGUUAUGUUAAGAUGCCUGUGUAAAUAAGUGAAAUACUAGAACAGUUAAACUAUAAGUUCAUUUAUGGUUACUAGUAUUCUAUGCUCUCAGUCACACUAAUGUCUUUUAUGUCAACUUUUGGAAGCUACUUUUUGUUAGUGUAACUUACGGCCAGCCCUUGAAGAAUUACUUGAAUCUGUAUCCCUCUAAAUUAUUUGAAAAAUAAGUUUAUAUUAAAAAUAACAUCUCAUAGGACACUACAAUGUAUUAAAUUAAUAUAUCCAUUUAAAGGCAGUCUUAAAUGUCAGUGUCCUGGUUUGGAAUUUCAGUCACAGAUCUUCCUGGUUUGGGGGCUUUUCAGAACUGGAUUUUAAGUUAACCUGUUGGAGGGAAAAUUGACUGAAAAAGGUCUGAUUUUAUAUACUAGGCCUCCUGAAGAGUGGGGUUUUGGAGUAUGUGCUUUUGGCAUGGGCUGUCUGAGAAUACAAUCUUUUUCAAAGGAACAAAGUAAAAGAAAUCCUAAAAAUUCAAACUAAGUGAGGCUCUUCUAUGCAGUGGUAAUGUAAUGGAACAGGAUCUUUACCUGGCUCAAGUGAUAUGAAUUUUCCUGUUUAGAUUUGAGAAUAUAAAAUAGAAGAAUAAAAAGAAAAGGGUGCUUAUGAAAGCAAAAAAAAAAAAAAAUUCUGGUUAUUUAAAAAUAAAAAAGAAAAAAUAACUUCAGUUAAAAUGAGAGGGUCAAAUCUCUAAAUCUCUCUUCCUUGUAUAAGCUUCCUGCUUAGUCUGUCAGGAAACUGUGUGUGUGUGUGAAGUCCUCUAAUUAUUUCUUCUUAGCUUAAAGGAAAGAGGAGUUGUAAGAGGUAAGUCUUCAAGGGCAUGUGCCACCAGGCCCUUGCUCCAAUAGUUUUCCUUUAGGAAGCCUUGUCCAGUUGACCUCUCCACUUACAAAUCAUCAGUGGAAGAUUCAUCUUGUGGCCAGAGUGGAUACCACUGUGUGAAAGCAACAGUUGUACUUCACGUCCAAGUUUUUGUUUGGGGAAGAGUAGAAGGAAAAGACACUGGUACAAAAUGUGGGCAUUCCAGGGACCUCCUGUUUCUGGAGCUGGAUAGAAGCAUCUGGCUUUGUUACAUCUGGCUUUGCCUGCAGCAGAGGGACUGUCCAGCCCUAGUGCAA
Messenger RNA from Calypte anna (Anna's hummingbird), 5874 nucleotides. RefSeq names its product SCY1 like pseudokinase 2 (gene SCYL2). The record is from RefSeq and is a predicted model, not a curated record. Gene Ontology annotation, molecular function: protein kinase activity; ATP binding. Lineage: Eukaryota; Metazoa; Chordata; Aves; Apodiformes; Trochilidae. The transcript is spliced from 18 exons. Bases 216 to 3005 code for a protein of 929 amino acids. Gene Ontology annotation, biological process: protein phosphorylation.